Molecule: messenger RNA, 5541 nt
Organism: Pipistrellus kuhlii (Kuhl's pipistrelle)
Lineage: Eukaryota; Metazoa; Chordata; Mammalia; Chiroptera; Vespertilionidae
Gene: ZC3H7B
Product: zinc finger CCCH-type containing 7B
Exons: 23
Coding region: 258-3182 (974 amino acids)
Biological process (GO): miRNA processing
Molecular function (GO): protein binding; metal ion binding; miRNA binding
Source: RefSeq, a predicted model, not a curated record
CUAGGACCGAGGCGGAGCCGGCGGGCGGCCUCCCGGUGCGGCCGCGGCGGCCGCGCGGCGGCGGCUGGAAGUGCAGCGCCCGGGCCGCGUGCACGGAGCUGCCGGGGCGGCGGCGCCGCGCAGGAUGCGGCCGCCCGUAAUUAAAUAGCACUUACUCUUAUUAUUACUAAUAAUAAUAACGUAAUAAUCAUACCUCUAGUCAUAGCAUACCACUUAUACCGGGCUCCGGCCCGCGGAGCGCAGCCGGGGCGAGACUGAUGGAGAGGCAGAGGCGGAAGGCGGACAUCGAGAAGGGGCUGCAGUUCAUCCAGUCCACACUCCCCCUAAAGCAAGAAGAAUAUGAGGCCUUUCUGCUCAAGCUGGUGCAGAACCUGCUGGCAGAGGGCAACGACCUGUUCCGGGAGAAGGACCACAAGCAGGCGCUGGGCCAGUACAUGGAAGGGCUGAACGUGGCCGACUACGCCGCCUCCGACCAGGUGCACCUGCCCCGGGAGCUGCUGUGCAAGCUGCAUGUCAACAGGGCUGCCUGCUACUUCACCAUGGGCCUGUACGAGAAGGCGCUGGAGGACAGCGAGAAGGCGCUGAGGCUGGACGGCGAGAACAUCCGGGCGCUGUUCCGCAAGGCGCGCGCCCUCAACGAGCUGGGCCGCCACAAGGAGGCCUACGAGUGCAGCAGCCGCUGCUCGCUCGCCCUGCCCCACGAUGAAAGCGUCACGCAGCUGGGCCAGGAGCUGGCUCAGAAGCUGGGGCUGCGAGUCCGGAAGGCGUACAAGAGGCCCCAGGAACUGGAGACCUUCUCUCUGCUCAGUAACGGCACUGCGGCUGGAGUGGCAGACCAGGGAACCUCCAACGGCCUGGGCUCCAUCGACGACAUCGAGACAGACUGCUACGUGGACCUGCGAGGCUCCCCGGCCCCCCUCCCCGCGCCCCCCACGAUGCCCCUGUUCCCCCACGUGCUGGACCUGCUGGCGCCCCUGGACAGCAGCAGCGGCAGGGCGCUGCCCAGCUCCGAGGGCCUGGAUGACCUCUCCGACGGGGACGUCUUUGGUCCGGAGCUGGACACCCUCCUGGACUCCCUGUCCCUGGUCCAGGGCGGCCUGCCUGGCAGCGGCGUGCCCAGCGAGUUGCCCCAGCUGAUCCCCGUGUUCCCGGGCGGGACCCCGCUGCUGCCCCCGGUGGCGGGCGGGUCCAUCCCCGUCUCCAGCCCCCUGCCCCCCGCCUCCUUCGGCCUCGUCAUGGACCCCGCCAAGAAGCUGGCCGCCUCGGUGCUGGACGCCCUGGACCCCCCGGGCUCCGCGUUGGACUCCCUGGACCUGCUGCCCUACUCAGAGACCCGCCUGGACGCCCUGGACAGCUUCGGCUCCGCCCGGGGCGCCCUGGACAAGCCCGGCGCCUUCCUGGAGGACACCGGCUCCCAGGACCCGCGCCCCCCCAGCGGCUCCCAGAAGCCGGCCCCCUCGCCAGAGCCCUCCAUGCCCAACACCGCUCUGCUCAUCAAGAACCCCUUGGCCGCCACCCACGAGUUCAAGCAGGCCUGCCAGCUCUGCUACCCCAAAACAGGCCCCAGGGCCGGCGACUACACCUACCGGGAGGGCCUGGAGCACAAGUGCAAGCGGGACAUCCUGCUGGGCCGGCUCCGGAGCUCCGAGGACCAGACCUGGAGGCGGAUCCGGCCCCGGCCCACCAAGACCAGCUUCGUGGGCUCCUACUACCUGUGCAAAGACAUGAUUAACAAGCAGGACUGUAAGUACGGGGAUAACUGCACCUUCGCCUACCAUCAGGAGGAGAUCGACGUGUGGACCGAGGAGCGGAAGGGCACCCUCAACCGCGACCUGCUCUUCGACCCGCUGGGGGGCGUCAAGCGCGGCAGCCUCACCAUCGCCAAGCUCCUCAAGGAGCACCAGGGCAUCUUCACCUUCCUCUGCGAGAUCUGCUUUGACAGCAAACCCCGGAUCAUCAGCAAAGGCACGAAGGACUCCCCGGCCGUCUGCUCCAACCUGGCCGCCAAGCACAGCUUCUACAACAACAAGUGCCUGGUGCACAUCGUCCGCUCCACCUCCCUCAAGUACUCCAAGAUCCGCCAGUUCCAGGAGCACUUCCAGUUCGACGUGUGCCGCCACGAGGUGCGCUACGGCUGCCUGCGGGAGGACAGCUGCCACUUCGCCCACAGCUUCAUCGAGCUCAAAGUCUGGCUGCUGCAGCAGUACUCAGGCAUGACCCACGAAGACAUCGUCCAGGAAUCCAAGAAGUACUGGCAGCAGAUGGAGGCGCACGCCGGGAAGGCCAGCAGCGGCCUGGGUGCCCCGCGGACACACGGGCCCAGCACCUUUGACCUGCAGAUGAAGUUCGUGUGUGGCCAGUGCUGGAGGAACGGGCAGGUGGUGGAGCCUGACAAAGACCUCAAGUACUGCAGUGCCAAGGCCCGGCACUGCUGGACCAAGGAGCGGCGGGUCCUGCUGGUGAUGUCCAAGGCCAAGAGGAAGUGGGUGUCGGUGAGGCCACUGCCGUCCAUUCGCAACUUCCCACAGCAAUACGACCUCUGCAUCCACGCGCAGAACGGCCGCAAGUGCCAGUACGUGGGGAACUGCUCCUUCGCCCACAGCCCCGAGGAGCGGGACAUGUGGACGUUCAUGAAGGAGAACAAGAUCCUGGACAUGCAGCAGACCUACGACAUGUGGCUGAAGAAGCACAACCCGGGGAAGCCGGGGGAAGGGACGCCCCUCGGCGCCCGGGAGGGGGAGAAGCAGAUCCAGAUGCCCACGGACUACGCCGACAUCAUGAUGGGCUACCACUGCUGGCUCUGCGGCAAGAACAGCAACAGCAAGAAGCAGUGGCAGCAGCACAUCCAGUCCGAGAAGCACAAGGAGAAGGUCUUCACGUCCGACAGCGAUGCCAGCGGCUGGGCCUACCGCUUCCCCAUGGGCGAGUUCCGGCUGUGCGACAGGCUCCAGAAGGGCAAGGCCUGCCCGGACGGGGACAAGUGCCGCUGCGCUCACAGCCAGGAGGAGCUCAGCGAGUGGCUGGACCGGCGCGAGGUGCUGAAGCAGAAGCUGGCCAAGGCCCGCAAGGACAUGCUGCUGUGCCCGCGGGACGACGACUUCGGCAAAUACAACUUCCUGCUGCAGGAGGACGGCGCCGCGGCCGCCGCGCCCGGAGCCCCCGCCGCGGGCCCCGGCGAGUAGCCAGGCCUCGUCGUGGGUGAAGUCCUAGGGCCCGGGGUGUGGAUGGGAACGGGGGCCUGGCCGGAGGGCCGGGGCGGCCUGGGGCGGGGGGCCGUCCUCAUCAGGCAGCCCCUGGCCCUGGAGGCCCUUACCCAUCAUCCCGUCUGCUCCCGCCACCCAGUGUGCAAGCCGGGGGCACGUGCUGUGGCUCAAGGGGUCCCAGCCCCCUCCCCCCCAGCCCCAGCGCCCCUGGUCGGACCCCUCCGGCUCCAGCUACAGCUUUAACCUCUGUCUGCUCCCAAAGGGGGCCCGAAGCUCAGGGCUGGGGAGCCCGGGGUCCCCACUUGAAUCUGCAGCAGGAAGGUCCUCUCUGCCCGCCUUCAUUCCACCCCCGCCUCCCCGGGGACAGGUCAGGUCACCGCAGAGGGCGGGAGGCCCCAGUUAGCUUUAAAACGCAGCCCAGGGCGAUGGAGCUGGGCCUCGGUACGGGUCCCUCACCCUCCGAGGCCUCCGUCUUCCCGCCAGCCCGGCCCCUCUCAUUCCGGAGCCACUGAGUGUAGAUCGUAGGUCCUCAGAGCCCGAAGCCCCCAUUCUGCAGGUGGGAAAAGUGAGGCCCGAAGGGGAGACGUGAUCCACACGGGGUCUCCGUCCCACGGCAGGAGGUGCACACUGGUCAGGAGACUCAGGGCCCGCCAUUAGCUGGGGGACCGCCUCUGGAUUGGUGUGCAGCUGGGGUCCCCGGCAGCGCCACCCGGGGGCUGGGGAAGGAAGCUCAGGGGUUUGGUCUUGUCCGCACGGAGGAGGGGAAGUCCUCUCCGGAGGAUAGUUGUGGGGUGCGUCCAGCAGAUUCGGGGACAGGUGGGAGGGGCAGGGAAUGAGGUACGGAGGCGAGGGGAUGCUGAGAGAAGGGAGACAUGACCCUGGGGCAUCAUGGGCCAUUCGAGGACCAGACACACCCCUCUUUUAGGGGGGCCCAGCAUGGUCCUUUCCUCCUUCUCCCUGAGACCCAGAAAUACAAUCAUGACCGUCUGUCCUGGCCCCUCCCUGCUCCCUGGCCCUGCCAGCUGACCCCCCAGCCCCUGCCCCCACCCACCCAACACGCCCCUCUCCUGUCCCCGUGUGGUCUGAUGUCUGUGUGCACCCUCUGCUCUCCGUCCCACCCCCUGCGCGCAGGCCCGGUCUCCCCUGGUUCCCCAGACAUUCCAGAACGCCCCACACCAUUGGCACAGAAGUGGGGCGCCCCCCCCCCAGCAGGAACCAGGGACCCAGGCUGGGCUCGGGGGUGAGACGGAGGGCAUAGAGUCCCCCUUCCUUCUCCUCGAGCAAGGAUUGACAGUGUGUGAUGACAGGACGACGGGCGUCGGGCUCAGAGAAGCCUGUUUCUCUUGCCACCACUGCCCACCCUCCCCCUAAUAACUGGCAUGCAUGCCUCCCUCCCCCGCCCCCUGCCCCUCCCCCGCGGCCAGCCCUGCAGCGUGGGUGCUGGGGGCGUGGCUGGGGGCCGGAGAGACCACACCCAGCGUGGGGGCGUGGCCUUGAGCGUCCACGACACUUGUUUCCCCGAGCCGUGGUGUUGCCGUGUGUCACCAGCCUGUUUCUAGCGUGUAUAUAUGUGGCCCCGUGAUGCAUAUAUACACAGGUAUUAAAUAUAUCGCUCUAUACAAUAUUAUAUAUGUGUGUGGUAUCCAACCAAUCACUUCUGUGGAGGGCUAAGGAUAAGGAGUUUGGCCAGGAAAUGCAGCCGCCCUGGUCUAAGGUAGAGAGGUUUUCCAGGCCGUCAGGCCAUGUCUGGGGGUUCAGAGACCAGGGCCAGGGCCAGAGGUGACUGGGCCCAGCUCUGCCUGCAGCUUCCAGCGCCCCCUCCUGGGGAGAGAGCAGGAGUGCGCAGGAACAGCUGAGGAUUGGUGUUGACCCCUCCUUACCCAAGGGAAAAGGGUUCGAGUCCAGAUUUCUCUUCAACCCGUUUUGGUCCCAGGGCCUCCGGAUCUGGGCCUUCCUGGCCUGGCCGCUCUGGGGCCCUAGCAGGAGGCAGGGAGAUUUCUGCUGAGGGCGAUGAUUUCUGUUGUGAUCCUGACAGGGAGGCCGGGAGAGGGGAACCAGGGCCUGUGCCCGCCGCCAUUGGGCAGGGACAAGAGGUCAGGCCACGUGGCCACGGGGCGGGGGCCCUGGACGGAGAGUCCCUUCUUGGCGGGGCGGGGCGGGCGGCUGCAUUUCCCAGCCGGGCAGGAAUCAAUGCAAUGGUCCUUUUAAAACGUGUAUUAAAAUCUUAAGAAUACCACACUUUAAUAUUAAAUAUUCAUAAGGUCUAGUAUCUUGAUAAUAAUGUAGAUGUUUUAAUAACAAUUUUUGUCCUUCUUAAAAUAAAAACGAAAGAAACUUG